Molecule: messenger RNA, 2749 nt
Organism: Puntigrus tetrazona (Sumatra barb)
Lineage: Eukaryota; Metazoa; Chordata; Actinopteri; Cypriniformes; Cyprinidae
Gene: ets2
Product: v-ets avian erythroblastosis virus E26 oncogene homolog 2
Exons: 10
Coding region: 165-1523 (452 amino acids)
Biological process (GO): regulation of transcription by RNA polymerase II; cell differentiation
Cellular component (GO): nucleus
Molecular function (GO): sequence-specific DNA binding; DNA-binding transcription factor activity, RNA polymerase II-specific
Source: RefSeq, a predicted model, not a curated record
AUAAACUCCCGCGCUCAGGCGGGACGCGGCACAAACGCAUCUCUAACGCCUCAGAGAGAUCGAUCGAUCGAUCGGGACAGUGAACGGAUCGAUCAGAGGAAUAAAACGAACUCUUGACGGCGGAUUUAGUUUCUGCGAGAAUUCAACAGAUCACAGUGUGUAACAUGGAGCCUGUUUUACCUGGAUUCAGAAACACACUAAAGCGUCAGGCGGCGUUUGAGAUGUUCGAGGACCCCAUGUCUCUGUUCUCGGGCUUCUAUCCGGUCGAGGAGGAGCAGGCCGCUCAGGAGGUCCCGUCCGGUCUGGACUGUUUCUCUCAGGGUAAAUCAAAGCAGCACAAACACAGUUUAUCAGAACGCUUCAGGAGGGAGAACAUAUUAGAUGCAUUAAGUGUCCAACAUGAUGUUCCUCUGCUGACCCCCUGCAGUAAAGCUGUGGUCAGUCAGGCGCUGAAGGACAGCUUCAACGGCUUCUCCAAGGUCCAGCGCGUCUGCGGGAUCUCCAGCAACCCAUGUAAGUGGACCAAGCAGCACGUCCUGCAGUGGCUGUACUGGGCCUCCGGAGAGUUCAGUCUGACCAACAUCAGCUUCUUCAAGUUUGACAUGAGCGGGCAGGAGCUGUGUGACCUGGGGAAGGACGGCUUCCUGGACCUGGCUCCGGACUUCGUGGGAGAUAUCCUGUGGGAGCACCUGGAGCAGAUGAUGAGAGCGUGUCAGGAGGACGACGAGGCCAAAGUCUUGAGUCGCUCGUCUGAGAGCAGCUGGACCGGCGGCAGUCUCGGUCUAGACGACUGUUCUCUGAAGGUCCCUGAUGUCCGUGGCAGUCUCCUGCGGGAGCUCUUCGAGGCGUCCGAGGACUCGGGUCAGCAGGCGUCCAUGUACCCCAGACCUCAGCUCAGCACGGUCAGCGUCAGCUACUCCGGCCGGGAGAGGAGCGCAGUGUCGUCUCUGGAGAGCGUGGACAGCGCAGACGGCUCCGAGAGCGUGCUCCGGUCCUGGGGAAGUCACUCGUCCCUCGCAGACGCCCAGCGAGUCCCGUCCUACGACAGCUUCGAGGAGGAGCUCGGCCUGGCUCCGCUGGGCCUCGGCAAACAAGGCCUGUCCUUCAAAGACUACGUCCAGGAGAGGAACGAGCCGCUGGAGCAGGGCAAGCCGGUCAUCCCCGCUGCGGUCCUCGCCGGCUUCACCGGAAGUGGCCCCAUCCAGCUGUGGCAGUUCCUGCUGGAGCUGCUGACCGACACGAGCUGUCAGAGCAUCAUCAGCUGGACCGGAGACGGCUGGGAGUUCAAGCUCACCGACCCCGACGAGGUGGCGCGGCGCUGGGGAAAGAGGAAGAACAAGCCGAAGAUGAACUACGAGAAGCUGAGCCGAGGCCUGCGCUACUACUACGACAAGAACAUCAUCCACAAGACGUCGGGGAAGCGCUACGUCUACCGCUUCGUCUGCGACCUGCAGAACCUGCUGGGAUACACGGUGGAGGAGCUGCACGGCAUGCUGGGAGUUCAGCCGGACACCGAGGACUGAGAGCUCACGCCACGUCCGGACCUCGGAGCAGGUCUGUGUUUGAAGAGAGCGGUUCACGCUGACCUGAACCCACACUUUGACUCGGCCAGGAGGUCCUGAGCCGCCGAUUUAUUGAGACGCGCUUUUUCAGGUUUGAAUCCCUUCUGGUGGCCUUUCUGAGAGACGAUCGCUCUGAACUCUGAACUCUUUCCUCCCCGCGCGCCGAGUGCUGUUUCUCUAGGGGUCGCUCCUGAACGAGCACAGAGUCGCUCGAAAACAGAAGCGGCGGCGAGGAAGACGCAGAAACCCGCAGCGAGUCUGAGAGCGCGUGAAGAUGGAUCCAUCUGCUGCUUCGGUUACGUUACUGGAUAUGAUCCUGAUGUAGUGUUUGAUUAAAAAUGCGAUUUUUCUCAGCUUUUUGCUCAAAGUGUUGCUUUUUAUGAAACCUACAUAUUCACGACGCUAACAAUGCUUGAAGCUAGAAUAAGACAGAUGAUUAUUAUUAUUAUUAUUAUAUGACUAUUUUUGGAAGCAGAGGGUCUGAUCUUUAUUUUGAUGUAUUGCAUGUUCAGAUAUUCAUACACUAAAUGUCCUUGACACGCUCGGCCUGAACGCUGACGGGGAAAGAGUUUAUUUCUGUGUUCCUGCGCCGCUGGUUUCUGCUCAGGUCAAAGGGACGUGGAGGUUUCGCGUCUGAAUGUUUACGUUUACCAAAGUUAGGAUGCGGUGAACCUGGACUGAAGCUGAACGCUGCCUUCGACGAUGAUUGUCUGGUUCUGAUCUCAGGAUCAAUGUGUGCUGACGUCUGCGCAGGAAGAAGACGUUUAUUAUUAUCUUAAUUUAUACAGAAAGCGUGUGAUUUCUUCCUCACGGUGUCCUUCUGUCUGUCUGUAUAUAAGUGAGGUGUGUGUUUCGGUGGUUUAUGUACAGUUCUCUUCAGAGCCGGUCUGUUUUGCAGAGAAAUAUGAAAAGAGUUUUAUGAUGAUGACUUUUAUUGAUCUGUUCAAGUGUUUUUAAGAGAGCCAGCUUCUCUCUUUACUAUCAAGCCUUUAUUAGUCAAAGCAGCGCUGUUUUGAGCGUCUCACACACACACACACACACACACACACACCUGGGGAAACAUGUUCUUCAGGAUCUGUGUGUUUGAUUCAUGAGAAUCUGUUCAGACGUGUAUCUUUGUCAUGAGUAAACGCUGCCAGCGGUUCAGUAUCUCUGUGAAAAUCAACAAAUAAAUUCUCUUUAAAUGA